Molecule: messenger RNA, 1320 nt
Organism: Dipodomys spectabilis (banner-tailed kangaroo rat)
Lineage: Eukaryota; Metazoa; Chordata; Mammalia; Rodentia; Heteromyidae
Gene: Adcyap1
Product: adenylate cyclase activating polypeptide 1
Exons: 5
Coding region: 228-758 (176 amino acids)
Biological process (GO): neuron projection development; regulation of protein localization; positive regulation of protein kinase activity
Cellular component (GO): perikaryon; neuron projection; extracellular region
Molecular function (GO): peptide hormone receptor binding; neuropeptide hormone activity; pituitary adenylate cyclase activating polypeptide activity
Source: RefSeq, a predicted model, not a curated record
CCCUUUUGUCGGUGUCACGCUCCCUCUUAGUUCCGUGCGUGUACAAACUUUUGACCAGAAUACUAGCCUCAGCAAACGAGUCCUCCGGCUGCUGCGCAUCCCUGCGGCUUCUCCUUAGACACCGACGCCAGACGGGGGAUGCUUCUCGGAUUGUGAUUCCAGCGCAGAAACUCGAAGGAGCCCUUUGCCCGCCGUCCUACUUGGCAGCAAACCUUCGCCAGCAGGGGAUGACCAUGUGUAGCGGAGCCAGGCUGGCCCUGCUGGUCUAUGGAAUAAUAAUGCACAGCAGCGUCUACUGCUCACCUGCCGCCGCCGGACUCCGUUUCCCCGGGAUCAGGCCGGAGGACGAGGCUUACGACGAGGACGGAAACCCGCUGCAGGACUGGUACGACGCCGAGCCGCCGGGCGCCGCGAGCCCCGCCUCCGCGCUGCACGACGCCUACGCCCCGCUCCACCCCGCCGGCCGCAGAGAUGUCGCCCACGGGAUCCUUAACAUGGCCUACCGCAAAGUGCUGGACCAGCUGUCCGCCAGGAAGUACCUGCAGUCCCUCGUGGCCCCGGCUGGGGGUGGGAGCCUGGGCGGCGGCGCGCACGACGACUCGGAGCCGCUCUCCAAACGCCACUCGGACGGAAUCUUCACGGACAGCUACAGCCGCUACCGGAAACAAAUGGCUGUCAAGAAAUACUUAGCGGCCGUCCUAGGGAAAAGGUAUAAACAAAGGGUUAAAAACAAAGGACGUCGAAUAGCGUAUUUGUAGCUCUGAGUUACAGGCUACCCCCGUGUACACAGCAACCCUGACACAAUGAAAAGUCGUUUUCCAAACCGAACAGUCAUCUUCGCUCAUGUGUUCUAUCCAAACAUGUAUUUAUGUAUGAAGUAAAGCCAUUAAAUGGAUAUUUUGAUAAUAAUAUUGUUUUUUUUCUUUUUACAAAGCACUAGAGAAUGCACAGCUAUACUUUGUGGACCAAUUAUUGAGAUAUAUUAUAAAUCUAUAUAUUAAGAAUAUAUAUAUAAAUAUAUAGAGGAAAAAUUCAUACAAAGCGUGCACACCGAUUGAAAAUUUGCCUGAGCUGUUUAUGUUUUUAUAUAAAAUAAAUAGAAAAAUAGACAAUCAUUGUUUUGAAUAUUACUCCUAUUUUUGUAAACUGGAAUUAAAAGGAUAGUAUUUUUAUCCACCACAAGCCUGAACAUAUUAUUAUGGACCAUUUGCUACUGUACAUAAACAAAUGCUGCCCUGCUCCAGGGAGAUUUUUGAGGUGAUGAUUUGGAGAAUUGCUGAAGGGCAUCUUUCCCAGUGAGUCUCUGGGGCAGGCUGCUCC